AUGAAUAAUUUACGUGUUAAAGAUGAUUUCGAUUAUGAAGAUAUUAUGGAUGAAGAGUCCUUAAUGGAUAAUAUGAAUGAACAUGGUAAAACUUUAGUUCACACUGAAUUCUUUAAUAGUUUUGAAGAUGAUUUUGAAGAUGAAUUUGAAGAAGAUAGUUUAAAAUUCAACGUUAAAAAUGAUAACAAUAAUAACAACAACUUCAAAAAACCAGAAUCAAAAUAA
Molecule: messenger RNA, 225 nt
Organism: Dictyostelium discoideum AX4
Lineage: Eukaryota; Evosea; Eumycetozoa; Dictyosteliales; Dictyosteliaceae
Exons: 2
Coding region: 1-225 (74 amino acids)
Source: RefSeq, a predicted model, not a curated record